AUGAAGAGCGGACGUGUGUUAAAGAUAUCAGUAGUAUGGUUGAUAACAGUAGAGCAGUGUUUUCUAAAGUAUGCUCUCGCACAAUAUACGUCCCAGACAUAUCCAGACCCAAGAAUUGAUCCGUUCAGUUGUCAUAUUCCUUUUCUGGGAUUAAUCUGUGAUCCUAGUGAUAUCUUAUUGCCAAAUGAAAAAGGUGAUCUUAUUAAUAAAAUCAAUCAGCUGCUCACACUUACCUCUCAAGUGCAUAACACAGCACCGGCGUGUCAAUCGUUCCCGGGCAAAAAUUUAGAAAUUUUGAUCGCGGUGAUCGAUAAAAUUGGUACCAUUCCCAUAGUUCCGGUUGAUAUCGAGAAAUUUGCGAAUAAUCUGAAAAGUCGCUAUCAGAACUAUCAAGAUGUCACCUUCUGUGAUACAACCGUGUUGAUUGUGAAUUCACGUAGUGAUCGACAAGUGUUUACUGUGGCCGGACGUGAUACGCGUUUAACGAAACAGCUUUUGAGCGAGGCGUUCAGUCAAAAUGUUGCUCAUUUUAAGGCACAUCAAUUUGCAAAGGGCUUGGAGGGUAUGGCAAAAUUGAUAGCGUCUGCAUACGGUAAAGCGCAUAACGGAGAAUUUGUUAUGCCUGAAACAUUGGAAAAAACGUUGGUCAAUUUACUUCAUGAACCGCCAACCGACUUACCACCACCAGUGAUCGCAAACGGUAUCCGUCAAACGACCGAUAAUUUGCAAAUUGAAAGUUCAUCUAACCUUCCGUCAAUCAAUACGAAUAUUCCACCGGUCGUAGUCGACAGCGGUAUAUCAAUAACUGACCAGACUGAUGAAAAGAAGGAAAGUGAACAACUUUGGAUCGAUGUUUUAAAACAGGCGGUAGCGAGAUGCGGUGAUAAUCAAGAUAUGAUCGGCAAAUACACACAGAGUAUUGUGGAAGAUGCAAUGUCCUUAUCAUUGCGGCUAAUCAAAGAUAAAUAUUACAAUUCAAUCGAGGAGAACAUAUCAAAAAAUGGCGAUAACUUGGAGUCACAUAGCGAUGCGUGGUCAAAAGCCCGUCACGAAUUCUUAGACGAUAUUUAUCGUCGUAACACACUUGCCAUCCGUGCGGAUACCUCUGAUCGUUGCCCAUUGAGAAGUGACAAUUUAAGAGCGGUCACCAAAUUUUGGAAUCGAUUUUGA
Messenger RNA from Anisakis simplex (herring worm), 1170 nucleotides. NCBI's taxonomy places the organism in Eukaryota, Metazoa, Nematoda, Chromadorea, Rhabditida, Anisakidae. The record is from the annotation of a GenBank genome assembly.